This is a messenger RNA of Funneliformis geosporum, 174 nucleotides long. The record is from the annotation of a GenBank genome assembly. NCBI's taxonomy places the organism in Eukaryota, Fungi, Glomeromycota, Glomeromycetes, Glomerales, Glomeraceae.
AUGGUGGUGGCAGUUCCUAAUAAACGUCGUCAGAAAAAAGACCAUGUGAGAAUCUGUAAUGAUCAAGAAAUGGUUCCUGCUAAGCAACUUCGAAUGGAACCUCCUGUAAAUGAUCAAGAACAACCAGUUGUUGAAAAAGAUACUGCUAACCAUUCUCGAUCAACAAACUUUUAG